AUGGCUACGGUUAACUUGGAAUCCAUUUUACCAUGGCCGGAAUACUUUAGACAGGUCUUGAACAGCACGAAAAAACCAUCAUUUUUGAAACCCAUUGAUGGUCCAAAACCAGAGUUUAAUAAAGAGUUAAAUGAAAAAGUAUCUUUGUAUCAAGGCGACCUUACAAAACUAGCAAUAGAUGUUAUUGUUAAUGCAGCCAACUCUAAGUUAUCCGGAGGAGGAGGAGUUGAUGGCGCUAUUCAUAAAGCUGCUGGCCGAGAACUUCAGGCAGAAUGUGCUGCGUUAAACGGUUGUAAAACCGGUUGUGCCAAAAUCACCAAAGGGUAUAAACUCCCUGCCAAGUAUAUUAUACACACGGUCGGACCAAAAGGAGAAAAUUCCGAAGAACUGCAAUCAGCUUAUCAAAACAGUUUAGAUUUGGCUGUUGAAAAGAAGUUAAGAACAAUUGCAUUCCCGUGUAUUUCUACUGGCAUAUAUGGGUAUCCGCAAGAAGAAGCAUCCAUUGUUGCCUUGAAAGCCAUAAGAGACUUUUUAGAGCAUGAUCAUAACUUGAUUGAACGCAUAAUAUUCUGCGUAUUUCUCGAUACUGACAAAGAAUAUUAUGAGAAAUAUCUACCAUUAUUUUUCCCUCUCGAGUAA
Macrosiphum euphorbiae (potato aphid) is the source of this 639-nucleotide messenger RNA. The record is from the annotation of a GenBank genome assembly. NCBI's taxonomy places the organism in Eukaryota, Metazoa, Arthropoda, Insecta, Hemiptera, Aphididae.